AUGAAUUCUCUACGGCCGUGGACCACACAGGAAACCAAUGUCGCGUUUGCCUUGUUCGAAGAGUUGCGAGAAACCGACAAGGUUGUCAGACUUACGGAAAUUGCGUGGAAGGUGAAGAGCUUCCUCGAGGUCAUGGCCAGGGAGUCCGAUACCACUGCCUUUUCCUAUAGGCAAGUGUACAACAAACUCGUGUUCCAAGGCAUGAAGAUCUUUCCCAAGCCGAAAAAAGCGACAGAAGCCCUCCUCGAGUUCGGAUUGUUUGCCAGCUUCUCUGAGUCCCAACGUGGUCAGAUGAGGAAGGACCUUCAGGCCGCACGACAACUAUUGAGGGGGUGUGCCGACGGCAACGACGGCAACCCAUGCGAGGAGACUCUACCUGAAAGGGGAAGACAAGUUAUCCACUUAGCUCUCAUCAUCAACUAA
Molecule: messenger RNA, 423 nt
Organism: Cladophialophora immunda
Lineage: Eukaryota; Fungi; Ascomycota; Eurotiomycetes; Chaetothyriales; Herpotrichiellaceae
Exons: 1
Coding region: 1-423 (140 amino acids)
Source: RefSeq, a predicted model, not a curated record